GGUUGUUAGAGACGUCAAAUUUUUGACAUUUCUUUAGGCUCUGUCAGGCCAUAGACACAAGGUUUCUUUUCGUUGUCAAGCAAUGGCGGAUCAGACGGAACGUUCAUUCCAAAAGCAACCGACGGUGUUCUUGAACCGUAAAAAGGGGAUCGGUUUGAAGCGCAGCCGUAAGCCUUUGAGGUAUCACAAAGAUGUGGGCCUCGGUUUUAAGACACCUCGCGAGGCGAUCGAAGGCACCUACAUCGACAAGAAGUGCCCGUUCACUGGCAAUGUGUCGAUCAGAGGCCGGAUCCUCACCGGAGUGGUGCAGAAGAUGAAGAUGCAGCGCACCAUCGUAAUCCGCCGCGAUUACCUGCACUACCUGCCCAAAUACAACCGUUUUGAGAAGCGUCACAGGAACAUGUCUGUGCAUUUGUCACCCUGCUUCAGGGAUGUGGAGCUGGGAGACAUCGUGACCAUCGGCGAGUGCAGGCCGCUCUCCAAGACAGUGCGAUUCAACGUGCUAAAGGUGUCGAAGGGCAAAGGAUCCAAAAAAUCCUUCAAAAAGUUCUAAAUAAAAUUAUUUUAUAAGUA
This is a messenger RNA of Ostrinia furnacalis (Asian corn borer), 573 nucleotides long. It is a transcript of the gene RpS11, whose product is annotated as ribosomal protein S11. Gene Ontology annotation, molecular function: structural constituent of ribosome. Gene Ontology annotation, cellular component: cytosolic small ribosomal subunit; ribosome. Lineage: Eukaryota; Metazoa; Arthropoda; Insecta; Lepidoptera; Crambidae. The transcript has 4 exons. The coding region runs from base 83 to 553 and encodes 156 amino acids. Gene Ontology annotation, biological process: translation. The record is from RefSeq and is a predicted model, not a curated record.